AUGUUCGGACACCUGGUGAAUUACAGUCCUAUAAGCUUUGGGCAGCAGGGCGAAAUGAACGACGAGGAGUCCCCUUCAGCACCAGCUUCCAUACUUUCAGUACCAUCUUUUGGCACCUUGCCUUCAGUACCAUCUAUUGGCAAUGAAGAAUGGUGCCAUCUCCAGUUUAAUGCAUUCGCGGAUGCGAGCACAACCUCUGCUAGCCCGAUCUCUCCCUGUUUCCCAGGUUACAGUGGUUCAUCCGCGGGAAUCGCGAGGUCUUAUUCGACGACACCGCUGUCUUCGGCAAGUGUUGAAAUACCCAGAACGAGUUUGCCUUUGCUUCCCGAGACAUCAUUGCAAGUCCAGUCGACUGAAGUAAACCUCAAAAAGCACAACAAAUUCAUCCUUGAGGAUCCCACGAUGGCCAAAGUCAAGAAGGAUAAAGCAAUGAGAGCGUGUACUACAUGCUUUACCAAAAGGUGGGAGUGUUCUGAAAGCGAAGUACCAAAUCGCUGCAUGCAUUGCGUUGGCAAGACUAGCUAUUGCAAGGGACCAAUCGAAACCCCUCGUCUACUUGACAUAGAAUGGUUUGACGCAACGACAGCUGCACUUCUUGCACGUCACUACCAAUUGAUAGAUUUUCACUUUGAAAGCGAAUCUCUCGGACCUAUGCAAGUAGACCUGAGAUUGGAGCCUUCAUCGGACCAGGAGAUUGUGUCAGACAGGCAGACCUAUAGUCUUCAAAUACCGGGGCUACGAGAUGACUUCUACUUCCUUGCGGAGUCUUCCAGUCUUGACGGCGUGUUGGAUGCCAUUCUUCCUGCCGAUGUACCUCUCUGCAUAGCACCCAAAUCUGGCUUAUAUGAUCUGUCUCUAUAUGAGUGUCUUUGCCGACGUCUCUACGCAUGCAUUUCCUUGUUGCGUCGCCCAAACGAAUGCACAUUAGACAAGGCGUACAAGGAUGACCGUAGAGCGGUUCACAUGGUCGUUGGGUUCCUGUGUCAACUGAACCGUACGGCAUCCUCCAUCUUCGCGGACAUCUUUGAGCACGUCCGAGGAUGCUGUUUCGCCAAUCGUGAUAGACGAGGGACCCCAAAUCUGAUGUUGAUUUUAGCCGAGCAUCUUGGUCAUAUGCACAAAGAGAUUCGGCGUUUCGUCGAUGUCAAGGGACAAUUCUCUGACUUACUCCCUCUGAGUGGGCUCUUCCAUAAUGCAUUUCAACUUCUAGACGAACUCGAGAAUCUUGGCAGGGGACUUUGCCCUAGAGCUUUCGAAUCAACGUUCCACUCACCUGUUUUGGACGUUGGCAGGAUACAUCUCACACCCUGUUUCGAACCUAACCCCUAUACUAGCACUGACGAUGCUUUUACUUCAUCCCAACACACCUCUUUCUUGGACAUCUUGCGCGACUUGACCCCGCACAAAUACCCCAUUGGCGAUCAGCCUCUUUCGAUCAUGUAUAGCAACGACACCCUUGAGUCUUGGCAAAACAUGGAUGUCGAAGAUUCAAACCUCCUUGCCGGACAUGAUUCUCAGGACGGUGUCAACAAUGGUCAAGACAUGAUCAUUGAAGAACAUGUUCCGUUCGGCGGAGUCGAGGGAUUGCAAGCGGAAGCAAACGCCAUGCUCAAUCCAGGUUGGACUCUAGGACUCGAUAAUCUCGCAGUCACACAAGAUACCGAAGCAAGUGUCAGUACGGAUCAUUUGCAUGCUGGGAUCCUCGACUCCAUACACCACAGCCAGCACGGUGGUUGGGAACAGCAGCCGAGCGAAGUACAGCAGGCUGGCCAUGGCUACUUACAGAGUACUGUCCCCGCAUACACCGAUGUACGUGAUAGCAUGUUGACAUCUCUACACGAUGUAAUGGCAUCGUCGCAAGCCCAAUCGAGUACCAGUCGACGGUCAAAGGCCGCAAACACUACUGCCUCAUCGAAAUCCAAGAAGCGACUGUGCUCGCUGCCCACCUCAAAUCCUGUGGAAGUCCCAAGGAGGGCCAGCAAGCGCAAACACAUGAAGACUGUUUUCUCACGCAAAGAACCACGCUUGACACCAUCCCGCCUGAAUCACAGCGAGGAUUCGAGUGCUUUGACGACAGACUUGUCGUCAAAGCUUGCCCUACGCACAGAUUCUGCAGCCAAGGCAACAAACAUUAAGGGCACGAUUUCAUCAAAGCAGCCGAGCGAUGACUACCCAACAGAACAACCACGAGCCAAUCGGGUGGCGGCGUGGGAGCAAGGGAGGAAUAGGCGUACAAACCUUGAUAAUGCGGGCAUUGUCAGGGACAUGGAAAUUUCGGACUCGGAAAGACGGCCUAUGUCAUGGCCACACAGAAAUCCCUGGCGUAAGUCCCUUGAUAUCUCCGUCGCGGUGCUUACCAAAGGAUUUGAGAAAUUGAUGACGGAACGAGGAGAAUCCUUCAUUUAA
This is a messenger RNA of Letharia columbiana, 2406 nucleotides long. RefSeq lists its product as uncharacterized. The record is from RefSeq and is a predicted model, not a curated record. Lineage: Eukaryota; Fungi; Ascomycota; Lecanoromycetes; Lecanorales; Parmeliaceae. The transcript has 6 exons. The coding region runs from base 1 to 2406 and encodes 801 amino acids.